AUUAGAGUGCAUGAAUAAUAUGCAAGUACACCUUUCAUUAUCUGCAGCGAUAAGAUACUAGGAUUGAUCUAAAUGGGUAAAUGUGAGACUGUCAAAGCCACUCACUUCCUCACUUCCACCUCAGCUAACAGAUUACGAUGGGAACUGGUACGAUGAAGGAAGUAGAGGUAGAGGAAAGUGUGUCCCCUGCUACCACGCCCUCCGCCGGCAAUUUGGGCUGUCAUAUCAACAGACGCCUUGCAGUCUUCUUGGGUGUAUUGUUCGUGAGCGCCACCGUUGCCGUGGGGGUCCUGGCGUAUUACUCCUCCUCACGCACAUUAGAGCAUGGGCACAAGACUUCAGGCUAUUACGUGCCUCUGGAACCCGUGGGUGAUCUUCCAGCUGCUAUCGUCGCAAGAGACAAAGAUGAAAUUGAUAUUCGACUCCCCAAGACCCUAAAGCCUCUUCACUAUGUUGUGAAACUUCAGCCUUUCAUCAAUGGUAACUUUAGCAUCGAGGGAUAUGUUGAGGUGGAGAUAGAAGUUACUGAACCCACCUCCAACAUUACCCUCCACAUUGCUGACAUUAUCACCAAGAAUGAGACCAUCAAAGUGGUUCCCUCUGAUGACGUGGAGGGUCCUGGUGUGGAGGUGAAGCAGAACCUCUACGACAAAGAUCGUAAUUUUUACAUCGGUGUGUUGGGGGAAGACCUGGAGCUGGGUAAGAGGUACAUUCUCUCUAUGGAGUUCGUCGGCCUCCUCAAUGAUCAGCUCAUAGGGUUUUACAGAUCAACAUACACGGACGAAGACGGCAAUACCAGGUGGGUGGCGUCAACUCAGUUUGAAGCAACGGACGCCAGAAGAGCCUUCCCGUGUUUUGACGAACCUGCCAUGAAAGCUACCUUUGAAAUCUUCCUUGCCAGAGAAACUUCGAUGUCUUCAAUUUCAAACAUGCCGAAAUUUGAAACCUUCCCAGUUGAAGGUCAGGAUGGGUGGGUGUGGGACCACUUCAACACAACCGUUCCUAUGUCUACCUACCUUCUCGCUUUCGUCAUCUCCGACUACACUCACAUAGACUCUGAUGCCAACGAUCAUGUUCUCUUCAGAGUCUGGACUCGUGAAGGUGCCAUCCAGCAAGCAGAUCUCGCCCUCAAAACUGGUCCUGUAGUUCUCUCUUUCUACGAGGAGUACUUCAGUGUUCCUUUCCCUCUCCCCAAACAAGACAUGAUCGCUAUACCUGCAUUCACAGGCGGCUCCAUGGAAAACUGGGGACUUAUUAUCUACAGCGAGUCUUCCUUGCUGUACGAUCCAGCUGUGUCGUCGGCCGCAGACAAGCAGCACGUGACUGUAAUCAUCUCCCACGAGUUGGCUCACCAGUGGUUCGGCGACCUCGUCACCCCGGACUGGUGGACGGAUCUCUGGCUCAAUGAAGGGUUCGCUUCCUUCGUGGAAAACAUCGGCACCGACCACGUCGAACCCACUUGGAAGAUGUGGGAGCAGUUUGUGUCUAAUGAUUUACAAGAUGUGCUGGAGAUGGACAGCCUCGAGUCCUCACACCCUAUCAGCAUCCCCGUUGGAAGCCCUGACGAGAUUGAUCAAAUCUUUGACAGUAUCUCCUAUUCUAAAGGUGCGUCUGUUAUUCGCAUGAUGAAUCACUUCCUAACUGAGACAACCUUCAGGAAAGGCGUCACCAACUACCUCAAUGGCAAGGCGUUUUCCAACGCUGAGCAAGACGACCUGUGGCAGUACCUGACAGACGCUGCUCAUGAAGACGAAACACUGCCGCCAGAUAUGACAGUCAAGGAAGUCAUGGACACCUGGACGCUGCAGAUGGGCUACCCUGUUAUCAAGGUUGUGAGGAGCUCAGACGGCACCUCGGCAACCCUCACUCAGGAACGAUUUUUGCUAGUAAAGAACGAGAACUCGUCAGACACCCAUGACUACAAGUGGUGGGUUCCACUAACAUACACGAGUCAAGAUAACCCUAAUUUUAAUAACACUCAAGCCCAAGUAUGGAUGAAGGAUUCUGAGGCAGACAUCACAGUCUCUUCACUUCCUGAGAAGGACCAGUGGGUCAUCUUCAACAUACAAGAAACAGGUUAUUAUAGAGUAGAUUAUGAUGACGAUAACUGGAACUUGCUCAUUCAGCAGCUGAGCACCGACCACCAGGUCAUCCACGUGAUAAACCGUGCUCAGAUCAUCGACGACGCCAUGGACCUCGCACGGGCCGGUCUGCUUUCAUACAACAUCGCCAUGAGCGUGAAUGAAUACCUAAAGACAGAGGCGGAGUUUAUAGCUUGGAACACAGCCUUGCAUAACCUGGAAUAUCUGGAGAUGAUGUUCACUCGUAAAGGAGCUUAUGGUGCUCUUAAGAGGUAUUUACUGGACCUCCUGAUUCCGUUAUACAACUCUGUGGGCUUUGAGGACAACCCGAAUGACCCUCACCUGGAGACGUACAAGCGGGUGCUGGCCUUAUCCAACGCCUGCCACUUAGACUACGAAGACUGUGUUCAGAACUCUGUCUCCCUUUUCCAACAGUGGAUGCAGAACCCGAGUAAUAGCAGCAUCGUUUCACCAAACCUGAAGAGGACAGUGUAUUGCACCGCUAUUGCUGCUGGUGGUGAGGAGGAGUGGAACUUUGGCUGGAACCAGUACCUCGCCUCCAACGUUGGUUCUGAGAAAUCAACACUACUUUAUGCUCUGGGAUGUACCAAGGAGAUCUGGAUUUUGUCUAGGUACUUAGACAUGACCUUCUAUGAGGGUAGCAGCAUACAGAAGCGAGACGCCCCUACUGUGUUCUACUCUAUAUCAGAUAACGACGUGGGCCGCGACGUAGCCUGGAACUACCUCAGGGACCAGUGGGACCAAAUUUAUGAUUACAUUGGUAUCGUAUCCAAGGUGGGAGAUAUGAUCUUAGCAGUAUCUUACGAGUUCAACACUAAUGAGGAGAAACACGAGUUGGAAGUGUUCAAGGCGGAUCAUGCUGGCGAGCUGGGAGCAGCUGAGCAAACCGUUGAUCAAGCCAUUGAAAGAACUGGAAACAAUAUUGCCUGGCUGGACCACAACUACGAAGUUAUUGUUCAGUGGCUUCAAGACCAUGGUUACGAGGCUCACAAACCCUCAAGCAUAAUUAUGAAUUACAAUUAAUUCUUUCUCCUUUUAAUGGAACUCAAAUUAGUAUGACAGUUAAAAAAUGUGUACAAUGAAUUUUUGUUUAAUUUCUUAAGUUCUAAAGUCAUGGUUGUUAUGUCUGAAGUUGGCGUCACGAUAAAUUCUUGUCGCCUAAUAUUAAUUAAAUCACUGCAAAAUUA
This is a messenger RNA of Cherax quadricarinatus, 3289 nucleotides long. The record is from RefSeq and is a predicted model, not a curated record. NCBI's taxonomy places the organism in Eukaryota, Metazoa, Arthropoda, Malacostraca, Decapoda, Parastacidae.